Messenger RNA from Lodderomyces parapsilosis, 237 nucleotides. RefSeq lists its product as uncharacterized. The record is from RefSeq and is a predicted model, not a curated record. Gene Ontology annotation, biological process: mitochondrial respiratory chain complex II assembly. Gene Ontology annotation, cellular component: mitochondrion. The coding region runs from base 1 to 237 and encodes 78 amino acids. The transcript has a single exon. NCBI's taxonomy places the organism in Eukaryota, Fungi, Ascomycota, Pichiomycetes, Serinales, Debaryomycetaceae.
AUGGCAAGGCUUUCAGGACUACAAAAGGAAGUACUACAUCUAUAUCGCCAAUGUCUUCGAUGCGUAUACACCAAACCUAAACCCACUCAACCACAUUGGAGAAACUAUGUACGAGAAGAAUUUGCCAAGUAUCAUCAUUUACCAAAGAAGCAGUUUAGUACGAUUGAACAUUUACUUCGAGUAGGACAUCGAAGGUUUGAAAUGUUUCUGAAUCCACAAAUUAAAGAUAUACAUUGA